CCAACUUUGCAGCCAGCCAGCCACCUUCAUCUUCUUGAACGUUUCCCUCUUUCUCUCACCCUCUAAACUCAAGUGUAACUUUCCUCUAUCUCUGCUCUUGACCAGCCACCUUCAUUUUCUUGCACAUCUUCUCUCUUUCUCUCACCCUAACUCAGUAUUAGGUGACCCACUCCUUCUGGUUACUGUUGAGCACUUGAGAAGAGCUAAGGGAUCUUGAGGGAGGUUGCUGUGAGGGGAUGAUUCUUUCAGCAUUUAUUACUUCUGUUGCAGUCAACCUUGGCCUUACUUUAUUAUUUCUCACUCUAUUUUCUAUAUUGAGAAAACAACCAGCUUUUAUCACAGUCUAUGCUCCACAUUUUGUUCAUGAAGAAAUAUUGCAGCGACAUGAACGAUUUAACUUGAAGAGAUUAUUACCUUCUUUUACUUGGGUGAAAAGGGCAUGGGAUGUCUCUGAAGAACAACUUUUGUCAAUCGCCGGUUUGGAUGCUGUUGUUUUCUUACGUAUUUUUCCCCUCAGUAUACGGGUAUUUUCCUUUGCUAGUAUAAUCGGGAUCCUCAUUAUGCUUCCGGUGAAUUAUUUGGGAAAUCAGUUGGGGGAAGAUACCAAUUUUUCAAACAAGUCAUUGGACCUAUUUAGUAUUUCAAAUGUUAAUAAUGGCUCCAACAGCUUAUGGAUCCACUUUUGUGCUGCAUAUAUUUUCACUGGAGUUGUCUGCUAUCUACUUUAUUAUGAGUAUAAUCAUAUUUCAUUGAAAAGAAUUGCUUGGUUCUCUUCAUCAAAACCUCGACCAGAUCAAUUCACAAUACUAGUUCGUGGUAUCCCUAAAAUUCCAGGAAGAAGCUACAGUGAAACUGUAGAGAGCUUUUUCAUGGAGAAUCAUUCUUCCACUUACCUUUCGCAUACUAUAGUUCAUCGAACUAACAAGCUUCAAAAUCUCAUUAAAGAUGGAACAAAGCUGUAUCAAGAGAUUGUUAGCUUAAAAUCAAGAGAUUCUUCUCAGCAAACUAAACGAGAGGGCUUCUUGGGGCUUACUGGUAGAAAAGUCAAUCUCAUAGAAGUUUAUGAAAAGAAGCUAGAAGAUUUAGAAGACAGUAUGCGGAUGCAACGAUCUUUAAUAGUAGGAAAGGAAGUUUCAGCUGCAUUUGUGUCAUUCAAGUCUAGAUAUGGAGCUGCAAUAGCCUUACACAUCCAACAAGGGCUGAAUCCGACAGAAUGGGUCACGGAAAGUGCUCCUGAACCUCGUGAUGUUCAUUGGACUUUUUUUUCUACGUCAGUGAUAAGAAGAUGGAUAUCUCGAUCGGUGGUGAUUCUUGCGUACAUAUCACUAACGAUUUUGUUCCUUAUUCCAGUUGUAGUAGUGCAAGGUCUUGCUAAUCUCAACCAUUUGCAGACCUGGUUCCCAUUUCUGAAAGACAUAUUGAGACUAACAUUCAUUAAUCAAGUGAUUGCGGGAUAUCUUCCAGGUCUCAUUCUUGUAUUAUUCUUGCUACUGGUGCCACCUACUAUGCUGUUAUUUUCUUCCGCGGAAGGAUACAUUUCGCGAAGUCAGAUUGAAAGAAGUGCCUGUAACAAACUACUGUUCUUUAUUGUAUGGAACAUUUUACUUGCCAACAUUUUAUCAGGGUCAGCUCUUUAUCAAGCCAAUCUCUUCCUUGAGCCUAAAAGCAUUCCCAAGGUUUUAGCCGAGGCUGCUCCAGCACAAGCAUCUUUCUUCAUUGCAUACGUUGUGUCAUUUGGGUGGACUAGUCUCUCCUCGGAACUUUUUCGUCCGUUUCCUCUUCUUGUUUGCUGUGUAAAAAUGCUAUUUUCCAAAGUAGACAUUGACACAUUUGCAGCCCCAUCGCCUCCUUAUCACGUAGAGAUUUCUUGGGUUGUCUUCUAUGGAAUUCUUGGCGUGGUGUACUUCUUCAUGGCUCCACUAAUUAUACCAUUUCUCUUGUUUUACUAUUGUCUCGCAUAUAUUGUCUAUCGCCACCAGGUAAUGAAUGUAUAUGAAGCCAAGUAUGAAACUGGUGGAAGUUUUUGGCCUAUUGUGCACAAUUCAACCAUUUUCUCUUUGAUAUUGAUGCAAGUUAUUGCAAUUGGGAUAUUUCGCAUCAAAAAUCUUUCUUUAGCAUCCACUUUAAUCAUUCCUCUUCCAUUACUUACACUACUCUUCCAUUGUUAUUGCGUAAAACGCUUCUUGCCUCUGUUCAAAUCAUUUCCUGCGGAGUGUUUGGUUAAGAAAGACAAAGAAGACCAGAAUGAUCCUAGCAUGGAUGAGUUCUUCAAUAACCUAGCCACGGCCUAUGAAGAUCCUGCUCUGUCGCCAGUUGAUUAUUCAAGAAAUACAGACAGGCAAAGAGCUCCACUUCUUCAAGUUCCAAGUUCAUAAAUUUUCUUUCCUCGUUGCUGUAAAAGAAGUAUUAGGUGAAGUUUGAGAUAAAUUUUCUUCCCAGAAACUCCCAAGUGAUUGCGAAACAAAAUGCAUAAUGACUUGUGCCAAAUGUUUAAAGAAUUAAAAGCUUCAAGUUUCAUGAUAUGAAAUGAGCACUGGGUUAGUGUCAA
This is a messenger RNA of Carica papaya (papaya), 2548 nucleotides long. Its product is annotated as hyperosmolality-gated Ca2+ permeable channel 2.3-like. Gene Ontology annotation, cellular component: plasma membrane. Lineage: Eukaryota; Viridiplantae; Streptophyta; Magnoliopsida; Brassicales; Caricaceae. Gene Ontology annotation, molecular function: calcium-activated cation channel activity. The record is from RefSeq and is a predicted model, not a curated record.